AUGUCUGACUACCCAAUUGUUCCCACGGCCUACGAGCCGAAGGGCAUGAAAUUCCGCUACCUGGGCAACACGGGACUGCAGGUCUCGCUGUUCUCGCUCGGCGGCUGGCUGACCUACGGCGGCACCCAGAAGGGCGACAUUGUGAAGCAGUGUCUCCAGACCGCCUGGGAGCACGGCAUUCAAACCUUCGACACGGCCGAGACGUACGCCAAUGGCGCGUCCGAGGUUGAGAUGGGCCGCGCCCUGAAGGAGCUCGGCUGGCCGCGCGACGAGUAUGUCCUCACAACCAAGAUCUUCUUCGGCACGGGCCGCAAGGAACCCAACACGCGCGGCCUGUCGCGCAAGCACAUCGUCGAAGGCCUCAAGGCGUCGCUUGCGCGGCUGCAGACCCCCUACGUCGACGUGGUCUUUGCGCACCGGCCGGACCCGGCCACGCCCAUGCUCGAGGUGGUCGAGGCCUUCACGCAGGUGAUCCGCAACCUCAACCUGGCCUACUACUGGGGCACGUCCGAGUGGAGCGCCGCCCAGAUCACCGAGGCGAUCGGCCUCGCCGAGAAGCACAACCUGAUCGCGCCCGUGGUCGAGCAGCCGCAGUACAACGCCUUCCACCGCGAGCGCUUCGAGGUCGAGUACGCGCCGCUGUUCCGCCAGCACGGCUACGGCACCACCAUCUGGUCGCCGCUGGCCAGCGGCCUGCUGACGGGCAAGUACAACAACGGCAUCCCCGAGGACUCGCGCCUGGCGACCAACAAGGGCUUCUUCGAGGGCACCAUCAAGGAGCUGCAGAGCGAGAAGGGCCAGGCCAAGAUCGAGAAGGUCCGGAAGCUGACCGCCAUCGCCGAGCGGCUCGGCUACAACGCCUCGCAGCUUGCGCUGGCGUGGGCGGCGAAGAACCCGAAUGUCAGCACGGUCAUUCUGGGCGCCACCAAGGUGGAGCAGAUCAAGGACAACAUCAAGGCGCUGGAGCUGUAUGACAAACUGACGCCCGAGAUCAUGGAGGAGAUUGAGGGCGUGCUGGAGAACAAGCCGCAGGGGGUCAACACUUUCGGACGGAAUCGGUAA
Messenger RNA from Chaetomium strumarium, 1062 nucleotides. RefSeq names its product NADP-dependent oxidoreductase domain-containing protein. The transcript has 2 exons. The coding region runs from base 1 to 1062 and encodes 353 amino acids. NCBI's taxonomy places the organism in Eukaryota, Fungi, Ascomycota, Sordariomycetes, Sordariales, Chaetomiaceae. The record is from RefSeq and is a predicted model, not a curated record.